AUGGAGAACAUCUUGGGCAGUCACCCGCAAGUUCGGUUGUCUGCGGAUGCGGUAAAAUUGACCGCCGAUUUGGACUUGGCUGACCCUAAAUUCGACCUACCUGGCACGGUCGAUUUGUUGCUUGGCGCCGAUGUACUGGGCAAAAUAUUACUCGGUAAGGAUCGUGUUUUGCAGCCAGGUGGCUUAGUAGCCCUCCGGACCAUAUUUGGGUUCGCAUUGAUGGGGCCUGUAUUGAGGGCUCCCCCUCCUGCUGAACCUGGAACGGCUUUGAUGGUGGGCUCCGCCCUCUCUGACGCCGUGCAGAGAUUUUGGGAAGUGGAAGAGCCACCACAAGCACCCCGCUCUGAUCCGGAACACGAGGAGUGUGAACGGUUCUACAAGAGCAACACUAGUUAUCUUCGUUCUGGCCGGAUCAUGACAAGAUUGCCAUUUCUUGCCGUACGACCGCCCCUUGGCGACUCGCGGCCUACUGCAGAGAAGCGUUUGUUGGCAAUGGAACGCCGCAUGAGCAGGGACCCGCUACUCAAAGAGAAGUAUAUUGACUUCAUGCGGGAGUAUGAAGAUUUGGGACACAUGUCUGUGUCAAAAUUUGAUUGGCGCUCGAUGGAGCAUUUUUUCCUCCCACAUCAUGCUGUGAUAAAGCCGUCAAGUGGCAAGCUGCGCACAGUAUUUGAUGGUUCUGCGCAGACCACAUCGGGAGUGUCCUUGAACCAGUGUCUUCAUUCUGGUCCCAAAUUGCUUAAGGACCUUUGUGACGUCAUCACGCGGUUUCGGCGUCACCAAUUCGUUUUCGUAGCUGACAUCAAGAUGAUGUUCAGGCAAACGGUAAUCCACCCUGAUGAUCGUCGAUACCAGCUGAUAUUGUGGCGGGAAAACCCGCAAGAUCCCAUACUUGUCUACGAACUCAACACGAACACAUACGGGCUGCGGUCUAGCCCCUUUUUGGCCAUACGUUCGCUUUGGGAGCUCGCAGAUCAAGAGCGUAUGUCGUUUCCUCGCGCAGCCGCCAUUUUGAAGGAGGACCUAUAUGUUGAUGACAUAUGCACUGGUGCGUCCACGGAGAGAGAGGCUCUCCUUUUGCGUGACGAAUUGAUUGGCAUCCUAGCCUCCGCAGGAUAUGAAUUGCGUAAAUGGAUCUCCAACUUACCUGCGCUCUUGGAUGGGCUACCUGAUGACCACCAGCAGGAUCCUCACCUAUUUGAGAACCGUGACAAUCCUACCAUGAUGACAGUCCUUGGAAUACAGUACAGACCAGUCCAGGACAUCUUCACGUUCAACGUCGAUUUGGAUUCGCCUCGCACUUGGACGAAACGGCUGGUUCUGUCGACUGUCGCGAGAACGUUUGAUCCCAAUGGUUGGAUAUGCCCAGUCAUAUUCUGGGCCAAAUGCUUCCUGCAGAGACUUUGGACUGCAGGUCUUGGAUGGGACGAGCCACUCCGCGAAGCUAUUUUGAAGGACUGGCUCCUGUUUGCUUCCUCACUGCCUGCUAUCAAUACGAUAUCGUUGCCGCCGUGCUAUGCUUCCACCAGGGAAGCAUACAGCGUCCCUUCAUGGGUUUUCGGACGCUUCGGAACGUGGGUACGCAGCAGCCGUAUAUUUGCGCACCGUGACCAUGGAUGGUCAAGUGAAGGUGUCAUUGGUCAUGGCGAAGAGCAAGGUCGCGCCUCUUCGAACUACCUUGACAAUUCCCAAGCUAGAGUUGUCAGGGGCGGCCCUUCUUGCUCGCCUCUUGAAUCACGUCAUGUCCACCUUGUGCCCGUCAGUUAA
Melitaea cinxia (Glanville fritillary) is the source of this 1767-nucleotide messenger RNA. RefSeq lists its product as uncharacterized. The record is from RefSeq and is a predicted model, not a curated record. The transcript has a single exon. The coding region runs from base 1 to 1767 and encodes 588 amino acids. Lineage: Eukaryota; Metazoa; Arthropoda; Insecta; Lepidoptera; Nymphalidae.